AUGCCCCACAAGAUCCAACCCCGCUCUCCGGUCCCUAACCAAACCAGCAUCAACCUCACCUCCAACCAAAAGCAGAGACACGAAACGCCAAAAUCACUCUAG
This is a messenger RNA of Penicillium digitatum Pd1, 102 nucleotides long. The record is from RefSeq and is a predicted model, not a curated record. NCBI's taxonomy places the organism in Eukaryota, Fungi, Ascomycota, Eurotiomycetes, Eurotiales, Aspergillaceae.